Cricetulus griseus (Chinese hamster) is the source of this 1017-nucleotide messenger RNA. The record is from RefSeq and is a predicted model, not a curated record. NCBI's taxonomy places the organism in Eukaryota, Metazoa, Chordata, Mammalia, Rodentia, Cricetidae.
AUGCCCAAAAGCAAAAUGUAUAUCUGGACUCUGAUCAUCAAAUUAAUUUUUUUGUCACUAACUACAACGGGAAUUCUGGGAAAUUUCUCUCUGUUUUACUACUAUCUAAUCUGCUAUGGAGAAUGCAAAUUAAAGACUGUAGAUUUGAUUCACAUUCACCUAAUGGCAGCCAACACCUUGAUCAUUCUCUCUAAAGGAGUGCCCCACACGAUGGCAGCUUUUGGUUUGAAGCAAUUUUUAAAUGAUAUUCAAUGCAGAUUACUUUUGUACAUUGUAAGAGUUGGCCGAAGUAUGUCCAUUGUCAUCACCUGCUUCUUGAGUGUCUUCCAGGCCGUCACCAUCAGUCAGAAGGAAUCCUGUUGUAAGGAUCAAAAAGUCAAAGCUGCUAAGUACAUUAGCUGCACCCUUUCCAUUCUCUGGGUCUCAUACAUUUUGAUACAUUUCAUUUUCUUUGUGAAUCCACUCAUGAAAAGUUAUAGUAUCAAUAUGACAAAUAAACGAGAUUUUGGACACUGCUCUACUGCAGGGCGGGAUGGAAUCAAUGACUCACUCUAUGCAGCAUUGGUUAUGUGCCCUGAAAUCUUCUUUUCGUUGCUCAUGGCCUGGUCUAGUGGCUCCAUGAUUGUCAUUCUGUAUAGACACAAGCAAAGAGUUCAGCACAUCCGAAGCACUUGUGGUUCCAGCAGAACCUCCCCUGAGUCCAGAGCCACCCAGAACAUCCUGGCGCUGGUGUCUACAUUUCUGGCUUUUUAUACUCUCUCUGCUAUAUUACAAGGCUGUGUGGCUCUUUUGUCUAAUUCUAGUUGGUGGCUGGUGAACAUCAAUCAUGUCACUUCUCUGUGUUUUCCUUGUUUUGGACCCUUUAUUCUUAUGAAUCAUUACUCCAUGCCUAGUCUCAGCUUGGUCUGGAUAAGGAAUGUAAGCACACUCAUUCUUAAGUAUGUAAAUGAUAUAAUUCAUAUGGUAUCCAGUUGUUUAGUCACCCAUCUCCCUCACAAAGUCAGUGCAGAAAGUUAA